Helianthus annuus (common sunflower) is the source of this 2487-nucleotide messenger RNA. RefSeq lists its product as uncharacterized. Lineage: Eukaryota; Viridiplantae; Streptophyta; Magnoliopsida; Asterales; Asteraceae. The transcript is spliced from 3 exons. The record is from RefSeq and is a predicted model, not a curated record. The coding region runs from base 1 to 2487 and encodes 828 amino acids.
AUGGCAGACGCGGAAGAGAAUAAGAUCUCGAAUGAAAUUGGAAAACCGUCACUCGAUGGUUUACCUGCGAGCAUCAAUGCAUCAACAAUCGACAAUAAUAAUUUCGAGAUCAAGGCUGGCACCAAAUCGAUGUUGCAGAAUGCGAUACAGUUUUAUGGCAAGGAUCACGAGGAUCCUAGUGUCCACAUCGCGGGGUUUCUAGAGGUUUGUGCCACGUUUAGGAUUCGUGAUGCAUCACCGGAUGCUAUCCGUCUUCGACUCUUUCCGUUUUCUUUACGGGAUGGAGCCAAGGAGUGGCUUCUUUCACUUCCAGCUGGAUCUAUCACUACAUGGAAUCAAUUAGCUGAGAAGUUCCUUCAGAAAUAUUUCCCUCCAGAGAAAACUGUUCGGUUGAGAACCAAGAUUCUGAACUUUCGUCAGGACGAGGACGAGUCCCUUUACGAGGCAUGGGAGCGUUUCAAAGAGCUUAUGAGAAAGGUCCCACAUCACGGGUUGCCCAAGUGGCAACAAUGUCAGAUCUUCUACCAUGGUUUGGACAGUCAGGGACAGAUGAUGGUUGAUACAUACUCGGGUGGUGAUAUCGGCAUGAAAAAUGCCACCGAGGCAUUAGAGAUUCUUGAAAAGUGUGUCACGAAAAACCGGACGCAACAGCCCCCAAGGGGAAAGAGUUCUCGGCAGGGAGUUCAUCAUGUGGACGACUACACAGCCAUGACAACACGUAUGGAUGUCUUAUCUUUGAAAUUUGAUCGAGUGAUGGAAAUGCACUCGAGAGGUUCUUCGAGUGGGGGGGCGUAUCAGGUAGGUGAUUUUCCGACGGGAGAGAUGUCACACGAGCAUGUUGAUUUCAUGGGAAACCAAUACCGUGCUCAAAAUAAUCCCUACAGCAAUACUUAUAAUCCGGGGUGGAACAAUCAUCCAAAUUUUAGUUGGAAGCCCGACGCUUCUAACCAGCAUCCACCCGGAUUUGCUCCACGUCCCACAGCUCCAGCUCAUGGAGCAUAUGGUCCACCUCGACCUCAGCAGGCACCAUCCUCUAGUGAUCCUAGUGUUCCUGAUAUGCUUAGUCAAAUCUUAGCUGGUGAAAACACUCAAAAGGCGGAGAAUGAGAAGCGCUUUAGGGAGUAUGACGGCCGCUUCACGAGGCACAAGAGUGAGUUAAGAAGCCAAAAAGCUUCCAUGCAGACCAUUGAGAACCAAGUUGGCCAGAUUGCCAAGAUGUUGUCAGAGAGACAACAAGGGGGGCUUCCGAGCAACACAGAGCCUAAUCCAAAUGCUACUGCAAAGGCCAUCACGUUGAGAAGCGGCAAGACCGCUCAAGCCAUCCCUCCGGCUGUUCCAGAAAAGCUAGUUGAUGACGAGGAGGUUGAUGAGGAGAUUGAGGCUGAGUCUCCGGGUGAGGUGCAACAGAGGCGAGUCCCAGCAAGUACCGCACGACCCAAGGAGCCAGUGAGAGAGUAUGUCCCUCCCAUUCCAUAUCCGGGGAGGUUAAAGAAGCAGAAAAUGGAAGAACACUAUGGUAAAUUCCUCGAGCUUUUUAAGCAACUUCAUAUAAAUUUACCAUUUGUCGAGGCACUUGCUCAAAUGCCUAAGUAUGCCAAGUUUCUGAAGGAUAUCUUAUCCAACAAAAAGAAACUUAAGGAGCUUUCGCAGGUGACCUUAAAUGAAGAGUGUUCAGUGGUUCUUCAGAACAAACUACCGAAGAAGAUGAAUGAUCCUGGGAGUUUCACUAUCCCGUGUUUGAUUGGUAGUUUGUCGGUCAGCAAUACAUUAGCUGAUCUUGGAGCUAGCAUAAACCUCAUGCCAUAUGCGGUUUUUGCUAAGCUAGACUUGGGAGAGCCCAAGCCGACUCGUAUGAGCAUUCAACUAGCCGACCGUUCAGUGAAGUACCCUCGAGGCAUAGUUGAGAAUAUGCUGGUGAAAAUCGACAAGUUUGUCUUCCCUGUUGAUUUCGUGAUUCUGGACAUGGAUGAGGAUAAAAACGUCCCACUUAUCUUAGGUCGACCAUUCCUAGCCACUGCGAGGGCCUUGAUUGAUGUCUGCACUGGUAGACUUACUCUUAGGGUUGAUGAUGAGGAGGUUACCUUUGAUAUAGGGAAAUCCAUGCAACAUUCACAGAGUCAGGAUGAUACACUCUAUUUCAUUGAGACUAUCGAUACUUAUGUCACGCGUCUCCCCCCGUGUCCCGAGGUAUUUGAGGUUGUGGAUCGCGUGACUGAGCCUAAAGCACCUCCUUCUAUUGAGGAUCCACCUUCGGUUGAGCUUAAGGAGCUUCCAGAUCAUUUGGAGUAUGCUUUCUUGGAGGGUGAGACUCAUCUCCCCGUUAUCAUUUCUGCUGGGUUGUCGAAGGAAGAAAAGGAUCGAUUACUUGAAGUCCUAAAGCAGCACAAGAAGGUGAUUGCUUGGAAGAUUAUGGAUAUAAAAGGGAUCAAUCCAACCUUUUGUACCCAUAAGAUCUUGAUGGAGGAGGACUUUAAACCUGUAGUAUAG